This is a messenger RNA of Xiphophorus maculatus (southern platyfish), 3088 nucleotides long. It is a transcript of the gene acsbg2, whose product is annotated as acyl-CoA synthetase bubblegum family member 2. Gene Ontology annotation, cellular component: membrane; endoplasmic reticulum. The coding region runs from base 350 to 2596 and encodes 748 amino acids. The transcript has 16 exons. Gene Ontology annotation, molecular function: long-chain fatty acid-CoA ligase activity. The record is from RefSeq and is a predicted model, not a curated record. Lineage: Eukaryota; Metazoa; Chordata; Actinopteri; Cyprinodontiformes; Poeciliidae.
GGGGUAACAGCAGGAGGAGGGACCAACAGAGCCGGCCGGCUGCUAGUAUUUGAAAAUGAAUGAUUUGCUGUAGACAUCCUGGUCAGUUGUAGAAUUAGUGCUGCAUCUGCUUCAUUUAAAAAAUAAAAUAAAAUAAAAGGAGAGUAGCAAAAGGGUGACAAUCCUAGAAAAGACUUGUUGGAUACCGAGAAGAGACUCAUCAUCUAACAAUGCAACCUGCUGCUAAGCUCGAUUGUCCUCCAUCGUCAUAAUCAGCAUUCUCCCAUCAGCAAGACUGCAGCAUCUCUACUGGUGCCAGUCUGUACAGGGAGGGCGAACUCCACCAGUGACCGCGUGCGAGCCCAGCGCCAUGUCCGAACCGGUGGUGGUGGAGCCUCCUAAAGCAGGAGGAACACUGGAGUCCUGUGGUGCAGGAGACAGAUCAGCGUCCCUUGAUGACGGCAUUGUGGACACAGCAAAUGAGUCAUCAGAGGAAGAGUCCACCGGGGAGAAGGAGGAGGAGGUCGCUGCUGGAGAUGCAGCCGCCGCCACCGCUCUGCAGAGCUCAGAUACACCGCAGGUGAACGCGCAGCGCCCAGACUCCCUGUCCGUGCCGCCGUCCUCAGAGCUCCGUCUCUGGACGACGCAGCGCGACGGAGAGGUGAAACUCCGGAUCGAGGACUCCGGUGUGGCUGCAGAGGAACCUCUGACUGUGAACCAGAUGUUUGCUGCAGCUGUAGAUCGAUUCAGUGACUUCACAGCUUUGAAAUGGAAGGAGGGCGAGCAGCAGAAAUCCCUCACCUACAAACAAUACUACCAGGACUGCCGCACUGCUGCCAAAAGCUUCCUAAAGCUCGGUUUGGAGCGUUUCCAUGGCGUCGGGAUUCUGGGCUUCAACUCUGCCGAGUGGUUCAUCGCCGACAUCGGCGCCAUUUUGGCCGGCGGGCUCGCUGUGGGAAUUUACACCACCAACUCUCCUGAGGCUUGUCACUACGUAGCAGAAAACUCCAAAGCUAACAUUAUUGUGGUGGAGAACCACAAACAGCUGCAGAAAAUCCUCCAGAUUGAAGACAAGCUGCCUCACUUGAAAGCAAUUAUCCAGUACAAAGACGCACUAAAGGAGAAGAGACCUAACCUGUACUCGUGGGCAGAAUUCAUGGAGCUCGGCCGCGACGUUCCGGACGGGCCUCUUGAUGCAAUCAUCUCUAGCCAGAAGCCCAACCAAUGCUGCACGCUCAUCUACACCUCAGGAACCACGGGCCAGCCGAAGGGCGUGAUGCUGAGCCAUGACAACAUAACUUGGACCGCACAUUCCACGGGUUUACACGUCCAGCUGACGGACGCCACGGAGGCCCAGGAGAAGGUGGUCAGCUACCUGCCGCUGAGCCACGUCGCGGCUCAGAUGGUCGACAUCUGGGUCACCAUGAAGGCCGGAGGGCUGACCUACUUCGCUCAACCGGACGCCCUGAAGGGAUCUCUGGUUAACACUUUGAAGGAAGUGCAUCCGACGGCCUUCAUGGGCGUCCCGCGUGUCUGGGAAAAGAUGCAGGAGAAAAUGAAAUCCGUCGGAGCAAAAUCAUCUACUGUGCAGAGGAAAGUGGCUGCCUGGGCCAAAGAUGUCGGUCUGCAGACCAAUCUGACCAAAAUGAAUCAAAACGUAGCAGCUGCCCGCACCCCGUUCAGCUAUCAGGUUGCCAAAAAGCUCGUGUUUAAGAAAGUACGCAAGGCUCUCGGCCUGGACCGCUGCACCAGAUGCUACACAGGCGCCGCCCCGAUCACCAAAGACACCCUGGAGUUCUUCCUCAGCCUCAACAUUCCUCUCUACGAGCUUUACGGCAUGAGUGAGAGCACCGGACCCCACACCAUCUCCAAACCUGAGGCCUUCAAACUCACCAGUUGUGGUAAAGAGAUCCCAGGAUGUAAAACAAAGCUGCACAGCCCCGACGAGGAGGGAAACGGUGAGAUCUGCUUCUGGGGCCGCCAUGUCUUCAUGGGUUACCUCAACAUGCUCGACAAGACGCAGGAAGCCAUCGACGAAAACGGCUGGCUGCACUCGGGCGACCUGGGCAAACACGACAACGGGUUUCUCUUCAUCACCGGUCGUAUCAAAGAGAUGAUCAUCACAGCGGGAGGCGAAAACAUCCCUCCGAUCCCCAUCGAGGACGCAGUGAAGGAGGCCGUGCCGCUGAUAAGCAACGCCAUGUUGAUCGGAGACAAGAAGAAGUUUCUCACCAUGCUGCUCACUAUUAAGUGCCAAGUGAAUGCCGAGACGGGCGACCCAGAGGACGAGCUGACGCCCGAAGCCGUGGAGCUCUGCAGGAAUCUGGGCAGCAACGCCACGCGCGUCUCCAACAUCGCGGGCGGCCGGGACCGCACCAUCCACGCCGCCAUCCAGGAGGGGAUCAACCGGGUCAACGAGAAGGCCACGUCCAACGCUCAGCGCAUCCAGAAGUGGAUCGUUCUGGAGCGGGACUUCUCAGUCGGCGGAGGAGAGCUGGGUCCGACCAUGAAGCUGAAGCGACCCGUGGUGCUGAAGAUGUACAGAGAGCAGAUCGACAACUUCUACAAAGAGACGCCGACCCCGACGACCCAGGAGAACCCGCUGCCUCCCCAGUAGACGCCCUUUGACCUUCCGACAUCUUUCCACCUCGUUGGUCCUUCUCCUGAUGUCGUUUGGUUCCUGUUGGACCGCUUCGUCUCGCUUUGUUCUUGUUGUGCAAGCAAAAGCAAAAAAUUAGCUUUAUGUUUUUAAAUAUAAACGCAGCUAUUUAUUUGACUAUGACGAAGAAUCCAGACGGAGCCGCUUGUCGUACUGAAAUACUUGAGCUACAGACAUGAAAUCCAAAAACGCAGUGGUUGAUACAAAGUUUGUUUUUUUAAAGGAACAACUUCUCAUAUUUAUUUUUUAGUUUGCCAAAGUUGGUGUUUUUUUGCCAAGAAAAACAUAACUGAUAAAAAAAAAAAAAUGUUUUAGUUGCAGUUUGCAGAAAUGUAACAUCUAAAGUCAAAUGCUGCAAAAGCACAAAAUAUUACAAAGUAUUUUUGGUAGGAUUACCAAUGCGAAUAUCUUAGUAUACUUUAAAUAUAACUGACAAGUAGCUUUUCAGCA